Messenger RNA from Kwoniella botswanensis, 2403 nucleotides. RefSeq lists its product as uncharacterized. The record is from RefSeq and is a predicted model, not a curated record. Gene Ontology annotation, biological process: DNA-templated transcription; regulation of DNA-templated transcription. Lineage: Eukaryota; Fungi; Basidiomycota; Tremellomycetes; Tremellales; Cryptococcaceae. Gene Ontology annotation, molecular function: zinc ion binding; DNA binding; DNA-binding transcription factor activity, RNA polymerase II-specific. The transcript is spliced from 8 exons. The coding region runs from base 1 to 2403 and encodes 800 amino acids.
AUGCUAGACACUUCAACCUCUGGGAGUCAGAAAAGGGUCACCAGGGCUUGUGAUAACUGCAAGAGGUAUGCUCGACCCGUAAACACACGCUUUCAGUACAGGACUGACCAGAGUGCACAUAGUCGACGAACGAAAUGUGAAGCUGCUUCAGGUGCUGCCGUCACCGAGAGUAGUGAUAAACAAUCUUGUCAAGGCUGCAUAGAUAACGGUCUGACAUGCACUUUCGAAGCUCCCAUCCGGAAGAGAGGUCCUCAACCAGGAUCCAGAAAGAGACAAAACCCUUCUUCACCACCCACGUUGUCAUCUGGCCCUGAACACUCACGUCGGAGACAACGAUUACAAUCCGAGACGCCUGGAACGGACCAGGAUGUUCUCUUACGUCGAAGAGACCCAAUGGCUCCUGGACCAUCUAAAGCACCUUUUGUCCCUCGUCACAGGCUACAAAAGGUGCCCUUUGGUGGUGUGCCCAGCAGUCUCAUCGACCAACUAUUACCUUUAUACUUUACCCAUGUGCAUAACGUUUGGCCAAUGAUAUAUAAACCCACCUUCAAUCCACGCACCACCUCCGCUCCUCUCCUCCUUUCGAUGCUAGCAAUCGCAUCUUGUGUCACUCGGCCAGGUUCUAAUACCACUUCCCCCGCUGAAGCGAAUGACGAUGAAGGAUCAGGCUCCUUCCCCGCUGAUCGAUUAUUCCUUAUGGCGGAAACGAGCUUACGUGAAUGCCACAACGAUCAUCGAACCGAUCUGAUCCAAUCUUUACUUUUGCUAAGUCUACGUCAAACUGGCUGUGGGGACAAGCAGAGCGCUUCGAUGUAUGCCGGACGAGCAUGUUCCAUGGCUUUGAACAUGGGUUUGAAUCUCGUUCCAAUCGGUGAGACACCUACGGGUCAUCCCAGCAGCAUGGAUGCGAUAGAGUUGGAGAUCCGGUCGAGGGUGUACUGGAACACUUACGUUCUCGAUAAAACGUUAUCCGAGGAGACCGGCCGUCCGUUCCUGUUGACAUACCGAAAGACGACAACACCUUUACCGAGUAUCGAAGAACUGGAAGAAUACGAAACUUGGCCUCCUCCAAAUCUAUCCGCUACAGGUUACAUCCACCGAGAUACCCACAUCAUCCCUCGGAAGGGGUAUGUGAUGAGCUGUUUUGCCUGGACCUGUAGAUUGGGAAUGAUCGUCGAAGAUAUCUUGGACCUGGACACUUCCUGUCCUGCGCCACUCAAUGAUUGGGACAGAGAAUUUUUUGAGCGGACGCCGAUAGUGGAUGUGAACGUUAUUUCUGAUCGCUUGUCCAGGUGGAGAGAAGCCUUACCAAGUAACUUGAACGUGGACACCAAUUCAAAUCUAGCGCCCUUGCCUCAUCACGCAGUAGGUAUAGCUUGGUAUCAUACAAGCUGUAUUUUACUACAUUCACGAUUCAUCAAACGGACCAAACACGGCAACGAUCUCUCUCUUUCACCUUUGGUCGCCACAGCGGCUUCAAAUACCUACUCGCACUCCCAUUUGGCACGUCAAAUAUGUUCGGAAGCUGCUCAAGCGAACAUUGAGAUACUAUCGUGUUUGGAUAAAUACCAGUUGCUCAAGGUGGCUAGUUCUGAUGUACUACACAUGUUGAGUCUGACAGCUUUGUUUGAAGCAUUCGAGACGACCAACUCGGACAUCCAGUCUGCCAAUCUGGCGAAGACUAAUUUCGCUCAAUGUUGUAAAUGGCUGAGAGAUUUCUCCAGCUCGUGGCCUGCGGCAUCUUCGCAUCGGCUGUUCUUCGAGGGGUUGAUCAAGGGAGGACUCAAAAUGGCCACUACACCAUCCGGUCCCCUCUCCGCGCACGAACAACACUCAUCGGUGACGGCCCAAACAGGCAGAAGGGACUCAGGUCAUUCCGAUCUCCCUCUUCAACCAGAAGCGAUACCAACGCCGACUACCCCCGAUGGCCUUCGAUCCAUCCGCCGUAAUUUAUCCAUCAGCGAGGACGAGUCAAACAGGGAUGAUCAAUUGCAAAUCCUUUCGGAAACCGCCACCGCCGUAUCUGGAUUCAACCCCACCAGCACUGUCCUUGGUGGUACAAUGGGGAUCUCAUCUAGUCCCUCUGCGCUGUUCCAAUUGCCGCAAAUAUAUUGGAACAGCCUAAACACGAGUACCAAUGCUGCUUCAAACCAUGGUUCAUCAUGGGAUCCCUUGAAUAACUUCGACUUUGACUCUACGAAUGCUCUGGGAGCCGAAAUGACAACCGGCGUUAGUGUUCCGUAUGAAGAAACGCCUGCAUUGAAUACUGAGUGGCAGUUGCCUUUCAAUUCUGGAAGGGAACCUGGCCAGGAUCCUAUGCUAGCUAGCGGAUCAGACCCUAAUACGGUUGUCCAGUCUGCCCUGAUGGCGUUUAUGAUGCAAGCUGCUCGAGGAAGUCAGUGA